Molecule: messenger RNA, 3559 nt
Organism: Bicyclus anynana (squinting bush brown)
Lineage: Eukaryota; Metazoa; Arthropoda; Insecta; Lepidoptera; Nymphalidae
Gene: eIF3c
Product: eukaryotic translation initiation factor 3 subunit C
Exons: 7
Coding region: 170-2818 (882 amino acids)
Biological process (GO): translational initiation
Cellular component (GO): eukaryotic translation initiation factor 3 complex
Molecular function (GO): translation initiation factor activity; translation initiation factor binding; RNA binding
Source: RefSeq, a predicted model, not a curated record
GUCUCUGGGUGAUGGCGACUGACAUGAUAAUUUGACAGUGACACUGACAGUUUUUGACGUAUGGUUGCGUUGCGUUGCGCUAGCGGGAUGGAGUCGUGAGCAAUUUUAUGAUACAAAAGUAAAGCGAUUAAAAUUAAUUAAUUUAAAGCAAUCUAUAUAAACUACAAUCAUGAGUCGUUUCUUCGCUACUGGUACAGACUCCGAGUCUGAUAGUUCGUCUGAAGAGGAGCAGGUAGUACGAGCGCCUGCACCCGUCUAUACGUUUAGUGACGAUGAAGAAGAAACUAAACGUGUAGUGCGUUCCAUGAAAGAGAAAAGAUAUGAGGAGUUAGAAGGAAUAAUUCAUUCACUUCGCAACCAUCGAAAGAUUAAAGACUACUCGUCAGCAUUGGCUUCAUUUGAAGAACUCCAAAGAGCUUACACCCGUGCUGCUCCUGUAGUGCAAAAGGAAGAAAAUGGAAUAGCACCACGGUUCUUUAUAAGAGCCUUGACUGAGCUGGAUGAUUGGGUUUCUGGGGCGUGGAAUGAUAGGGAUAGCCGUAAAGCUCUUUCAAAGGGCAACAGUAAGGCACUUACAUCAUUGAGACAAAAACUGAGGAAAUAUACAAAAGAUUUUGACGCAGAGAUAUCUAAGUUCAGGGAGAACCCUGAUUUGCCUGAUGAUGAUGAUGAGCGUAAAGAUACAUCCUCAUCUGAUGAGUCUGAAGAUGAAGAGAAAGUUAAAGAAAAACCAAGAGUGCGUCGUUCUCCAGAGCCACCUCGGCGACCUCCACCUCAAGAUGAUGAGUCUUCAGACUCCAUGGACUGGGGUUCCAGCUCGUCUGAUUCAAGCUCAAGCUCAGAUGAUGAAGCCCAUGGUGCUACCACAAUCAGAGAGCGAUUCUUGAAACGUACCACUGAGAGAGAUGAUGACGAUGAGAGAGGAGACAAGCGUCAAAUACGUCGUAAUAAGAGACGCGAGGGAGCUGGCAAAAUUAGUAAGAAGGACCAGGCUGAUGAUGGAGGGGAGUGGGAGACGGUUCGGAAAGGUGCUGCUACCUCGGAUAAACCCAAGAUGUUUGCUAAAGAUAGCGACAUCGAUGCAGCUCUCGUUGUCAAGAAACUAGGCGAGAUCAGCGCCGCCCGCGGCCGCAAGCGUACCGACCGGCGCGCGCAGCUCGAGCUAUUGCACGAACUGCGAACUGUGGCACAGCAGCACAACUUAGGGGAUGCGCUCCAACUCAAACUACGAGCUGCCACCGUCGCCGCACUAUUCGACUACAAUCCUAAAGUGUCUGAUGCUAUGAAACCGGAAUACUGGUCGCGACUGGUCGAAAACGUCGACCAGAUGGUCACACUUCUUCUAUCCUUUGAUGACAUGGUGUUCAGUGAAAGCAUCCUCGAAGAAAACGAACAGCUCGUGACGCCUCCCUACAGAGUCCGGGGAUGCCUACUUACAGCGCUCGAACGUCUCGACGAUGAAUUCACCAAACUGUUGAAGGAAUGCGAUCCCCAUUCCAAUGAGUAUGUGGAGAGACUGAAGGACGAAGUGAGGGUUUCGGCACUGAUCGAUCGCGUCUGCCAAGUGGUGGAGCGUGAUGGGACGCCGCAGGAAAUUUGUCGCGCUUACUUGCGCAAAAUUGAUCAUCUUUACUAUAAAUUCGAUCCGCGAGCCGUCAAGAAAGAUCUGCCGCCCGGCGAGGAGACCACUAUUAAGAAAAUGGAACGCCUGUGCAAAUACAUCUACGCUAACGAUGAUUCUGACCGUCUGAGAACUCGCGCCAUCCUUUCUCACAUCUACCAUCACGCAUUGCACGACAACUGGUUCCAAGCACGAGAUCUGCUUCUCAUGUCGCAUCUGCAAGAAAACGUUCAGCACUCCGACCCGAGCACUCAGAUUCUUUACAAUCGUACUAUGGCCAAUUUGGGCCUGUGUGCCUUCCGCCGCGGCAACGUCAAGGAGGCUCACGGCUGUUUAGCCGAGCUGAUGAUGACCGGCAAGCCGAAAGAGUUGCUCGCUCAGGGUCUCCUGCCCCAGCGGCAACACGAGCGCUCCAAAGAACAAGAGAAGAUAGAGAAACAGCGCCAAAUGCCUUUCCAUAUGCAUAUAAACCUGGAGUUGUUGGAAUGCGUCUACUUGGUGUCCGCUAUGAUGAUCGAGAUCCCUUACAUGGCAGCUCACGAGUUCGACGCCCGUCGCCGUAUGAUAAGUAAGACGUUCUACCAGAACUUGCGCGCCAGUGAACGCCAAGCUUUAGUAGGACCGCCGGAGUCGAUGCGCGAGCACGCUGUGGCGGCUGCCAGAGCCAUGCGCCGCGGGGAUUGGCGCGCAUGUCUGAACUUCAUCGUCAACGAAAAGAUGAAUGCUAAGGUGUGGGAUUUAAUGGUAGGCGCGGAAAACGUGCGCGCCAUGCUGGGGCGGCUCAUUCGCGAAGAGUCGCUCCGCACGUACCUGUUCACGUACGCGCACGUGUACGCGUCGCUGUCGCUGCGCUCGCUGGCCGACAUGUUCGAGUUGCCGCGCCAGCGCGUGCACUCGCUGGUGUCCAAGAUGAUCAUCAACGAGGAGCUGCUGGCGUCCCUGGACGACCCCAGCGAGUGCGCCAUACUCCAUCGUUCCGAGCCCACUAGGAUGCAAGCGCUGGCGCUGCAACUGGCUGACAAGGUCGGCAACCUAGUAGAUUCCAACGAGCGUAUCUUCGAGAAGCAGGGGUCGUUCUUCCAAAGGGGUGGUGCCCCGCGGGGGGAAGGGCGUCAAAGGGAGCGCCCGCGCGACGGAUGGGGUCGUCGCCAGCGCAACCGCCGUGGCCGCGACGACGAGCGCCAACACGAAGACUAAACUCACACCUAUUCCAACCCUCUCAAUCGCACCCUACACCACACAUUACUAACGGCUGUUGGGGCAUACGCGGGAAGAAACGCCCACUUACCCUUAAAUAUCAUACUACCAAGAAACCACGUUUGGAAUAUGAGUGCGGCCACUCAGAUUCACGAAUAGAUUAUACAGUGGCGUUAGAAAAGUGCCCUUUUCCAAUUAAAUCCCUCGCUUGUGAUUCACAUUCUCAGGCAAAUAAAGUAUCAAUUGCCACAAAUGAAAAUUUAGCAGCCACAGUUGAUAUAUUCAAUGUGACAUCAAUGUACGUAUUUCUUGUAUGUCAUAUUUAUACAUUUCCUCCUGUGUAUGAAGAUGAGACGGUUGCAAAAUACAUUUUUCUUACUGAACAUAAUCACACUGAUUGAUAGCGCUCUUCCGGGUUGCCAGUUUUGCCAGUUUUAAGUGUUCAUUUUCACGACCGGGAGCUGCUACCGACGACUGUACUCGGCGACGUCUCGGCGACAGUUGACGGCAGUUGCCGACUGCAGUCUACUGCAGUCGACUGCCGUUGACUGCCGCCGAGACUUCGCUUCGCGGUUGUAGGUAUCAGUUGCCGCUCGUGUAAAUGAACCCUAACACGUAUUUAUUUUCUGUAUGUGUUAAAUUUUACGUUUGAAAGACUUGCAGUUCGGAAGAGCGCUAUCUAAAUAUAUAAAGAUUUAUAGUGAAAGUUUGUAAUAAUAAAUACAAAUUUGUCUCAAAUAA